This is a messenger RNA of Emericellopsis cladophorae, 2031 nucleotides long. RefSeq lists its product as uncharacterized. NCBI's taxonomy places the organism in Eukaryota, Fungi, Ascomycota, Sordariomycetes, Hypocreales, Bionectriaceae. Bases 1 to 2031 code for a protein of 676 amino acids. The record is from RefSeq and is a predicted model, not a curated record. The transcript is spliced from 2 exons.
AUGUCGUCCGCCGGCAAAUGGCGCGAGGAGCAGGUCCUCAUCAUCUGCCCCGGCAGCCAGACAACCCUGGCCCAGAUGGGCUGCAGCGAAUUGACACCGCCAGCGCAUCGAUUCCCGACGAGAAUGUUCCGCGACGGGGACGCGUGGCGGCCGUAUCGUACCUAUAUGCGCAAAAAGACAGUUGCGGGUGUCGAGACGGAGGAAUGGGUAGAGGACGUGGAUUCAGACGAGGGCGCGACGUAUCCGUUGCAAGCUGGCCGGAUUGUCAACAUGGAGGCUUUCCUCGCGUUCCUCGACCACGUGCACAGCAUGCUCACGACGACAUAUCACAACACGCCCAUCAUGCUGAUGGCCUCACCGCAAUGGACACGGCCGGACUGCGAGGCGAUUGCGCAAUACAUCUUUGAAAAGACGCGGACGCCAGCUCUGUGCUUGAUCCACAGCGCCGUUGCCACUCAGUACGGACUCAAGUUUCCCACCAUGACCGUCGUCGAUAUUGGGUACGAAAAGGUCGACGUGUCAGCAAUCUACGAGGGUCGUGUCGUUCACCACGUUGAUAUUGGAAGCGGUCUGUCGGGCCAGAGGGCAAUCAGCGGCGGGGAGGUCUUCACGCGCCGACUGGAAGCGCUGCUGAAGGGCCAGGGCUUCAACAAGGACAUGGCGGAGCAAUUGAAGAGGAGUGUGAUCUGCGAGGUGCUGCCGUAUGCGAGUGGAGAGGACGCAUUGGCUGAACUGCCGACCGAGGACACACGUGGUGUGGGCGCGGCGGGCGAUGUCCCUGUCGAAGAACUGGCACUGCCGCCCAAGCCCGCCGAGAACGGCGAGGACGGUGCCGAAGGCGAAAAGGAGGCCGACGACGAUGGUGUCCUGGACGUCGCGAGCAUUGUUACGAGCGGACAGACCAAGGAAUUCCUCGCCAAGAAGGAGAAGGAGAAGGGCAAGCCGGGGCGCAAGCCCAAGGAGGUAGAGACGACGGCACAGAAAGCCGCCCGAUUAUCGAACAAGGAGAAAACCCACAACACAUUCGUCUUUGAAGAGGUCGUUCAGGAGGAGGUCAAGCCACAGCCAAAGGUCGCAGCAGACGCCGCGGCCCCUGCGCCUGCUGCCCUUGCCACUGCGGAUACAACAGCAUCAGGGGAGAAACCUGCAGAGUCGGCAAACGCUGACGGUGCCGAGCCGAAGCCCGAGUCGCAAGCUGAUGUCUCUGGCGAAGCUUCGGACGACAAGCCAGCGGCAGCGCAGCCAGAAGCCGAGCCCUCAAGCCAACCACCUGCCGAACCCAAGGUUGAGGAACUCUCAAGCGAGCCCGAACUUCGCGUCAAGCGUGUGAAGCGCGACAUUGAAGUUGGCCUCGAGCGUUUCACGUUUGCCAGCCGCGAAGAGAUUGACCGGAUCGUGCAGACCAUCUACAGGGCGAUCCAAGGGAUCGAGGAUCAGUAUAUGCGCCCCGCGUGCUGGGAGAAUCUCGUGUUUGUCGGCAACGGGGCCCGUCUCCGCGGCCUGCGCGACAAUAUUCUCCAGACGCUCAACGCGCGCCACCUCGUCUCGCCCUCGACGGCGACCAUGUUCACGUCCGAACUGCCCUCCAACGUGGCCACCCCAACGGGCACGGGGGCGCAGACACCCACCGGGUCCUUCACGGGCGCGCCGCACCAGCUUGGCCCCAACGGGGUGAGCAGCAGCAGCGGCGUGAAUCCGCUCCUUCAAGCCGCGACGACGGCCAACACGCUCGGCGUCGCCGGCGGUGCCAGCGCACCCACGACGGUGGCCACCCCGCAGGGCCCUGGCUCCGAGGCUGGGGGCGCCACGCACGUCGUGUCGCAGCACUUUCACAGCCAGACGCCCACGGCCAUCAAGACGGUCAGCCUGCCUACGUACCUUCAAGAGUGGACGCGGAACGGUUUCGAAGAGAGCAUGUUCCUCGGCGCGCAAGUAGCGGCGAGGAUUGUGUUCUGCGUGCAUUCCAAUAUGGAUGCCCAGAGUAUCGAGGCGCAGCGCAUGGCGAGCCUGAGCCGCGUAGACUACAAGUAA